This is a messenger RNA of Hemibagrus wyckioides, 8520 nucleotides long. It is a transcript of the gene chrm3b, whose product is annotated as cholinergic receptor, muscarinic 3b. Gene Ontology annotation, biological process: adenylate cyclase-inhibiting G protein-coupled acetylcholine receptor signaling pathway; G protein-coupled receptor signaling pathway, coupled to cyclic nucleotide second messenger; regulation of vascular associated smooth muscle contraction. Gene Ontology annotation, cellular component: plasma membrane; synapse; dendrite. Gene Ontology annotation, molecular function: G protein-coupled serotonin receptor activity; G protein-coupled acetylcholine receptor activity. The transcript has 2 exons. The coding region runs from base 607 to 2331 and encodes 574 amino acids. NCBI's taxonomy places the organism in Eukaryota, Metazoa, Chordata, Actinopteri, Siluriformes, Bagridae. The record is from RefSeq and is a predicted model, not a curated record.
UCUCUCUCUCUGUCUGUCUGUCUCUCUCUCUCUCUCUGUUUUAUUCUUGUGCAUGUUCUUUCUUCUGUGUAUUGACGACCGUCAGACAGAAUUUUCAGUAUGAGCACUUAAUUAUUUAUGUUUUACAGAAUUGUGUGUGUGUGUGUGUGUGUAUUUGUAUGUAUUUUGCUCUUACUGCACUUGAAGGAAAGCACCAUCUGCCCUGUUUCACAUACACAAGCUCACAGACCCCACAAUGGUGCUCUGGUCAGCAGGAGAGAGAAUAAUAAUCCCUCUUACACCCAGACAGCAUGGUCAGUUUUGUUCUCCUGGACUUCCUGCUGUCAACUUUGUUGAAUUUAUAGAAAUUUCUGUUGCUCAUGAGCCCUAUUAGUUAUAACCCUACCACCAUUUCUUGGCAAUGUAUUCAAAUGAGGUUUUUUGUGUGUGUGUGUGUGUGUGUGUGUUGCAGACUCUAAUGCAUCAAAAUGACAGGUGUAGUGGCUGACUGACAGGAGUGUGAAUAGGCAUUUGUAUGCAAAUAUACAGACUAUGUGAAGUGGAUGGAAUUAUCGAUCCCCCAAGCUCUCAGUAAGCUUUCUCCUCAGAAUAUGCCCAGGCAUCACCAUGAAUCUGACACUGAGCACCAAGCCUGGAUUCUUCCUCACCAACAGCUCUCCUGGAAUGAGAGAUUAUCCCUACAUCGCCGUUAUUCCUCAAGACUUCUGGCCAGAGGGUGACGGUCAUCAAGGCAAUGUCUCCCUCCUCACACGGGGCACCAACUUGACCAGCUCACCGAAUGCCACUAUCACACCCACUGUGGUGUAUGAUCCCCUAGGUGGACACUCUGUCUGGCAAGUCAUCAUUAUUGUACUACUUACAGGGUCAUUGUCCCUGGUCACAAUCACUGGAAAUAUCUUGGUGGUUGUGUCGUUUAAAAUUAACAAACAGCUGAAGACAGUGAAUAACUAUUAUCUGCUCAGCCUGGCCUUUGCUGACCUCAUUAUUGGCAUAUUGUCAAUGAAUCUUUACACUACGUAUAUUAUCAUGGACAGGUGGGCACUUGGAAACUGGGCAUGUGACUUAUGGCUGGCUAUUGAUUAUGUGGCAAGCAAUGCCUCCGUCAUGAACUUGCUGGUAAUCAGCUUUGACAGAUAUUUCUCAGUCACAAGGCCACUUACAUACAGGGCCAAAAGGACCACUAAAAGAGCGAUGACCAUGAUCGGCCUUGCCUGGUUUAUUUCCUUUGUGCUCUGGGCCCCUGCCAUCUUGUUCUGGCAGUACUUUGUGGGGAAACGAACAGUACCUCCAGGAGAGUGUUAUAUCCAGUUUCUCUCAGAGCCUAUUAUCACAUUCUGUACUGCAAUCGCAGCCUUUUACCUGCCUGUCACCAUCAUGACCGUCCUUUACUGGAGGAUUUAUAAAGAGACGGAAAACCGAUCCAAGGACCUGGCCGGGCUGAAGGGUUCAGGGAACCAGGUCAAGCAAGGCAGUGAGGAGGAAUCUACUGCAAUGAUGCCCUCAAGAGACAGCUCUUACAGCUGUGUCAACUACAGCAUCAACCAGCCUGUUCAAAAGGACUCUGAGAAAAAGACAGGAAAUAGUUGCCGCUUCUGGCUGCUGGGUCACAGUGGUCAAAAAAGUUGCAGCACUGGUGACCAAGAACACAGCAGCAGUGAUAGCUGGAAUAACAAUGACGGCGGAGCAUCGAUGGACCAAUCAGAUGAAGAGGACCAGGAUGAAGAAGGUGCCAAUGCAAGGGCCGUUUACUCCAUCGUUGUGGACAUGCCUGAGACUGAUGACAACUCUGAGAUAUCUAAGCAAGGAAAGCCUGAAAACCUUGCUGCAGAAAAACCUUCUAGAAAAUGCUUUUCCAAAACCCCCACCCAGUCCUUGCCCACUACGGAUAACUCUAAGCCUUGUAGGAGCUCUUCUGGCUCUAAAUCCCCCUCAGUACCUCUGUCCUUGAAGGAUGAAACUAUGGCAAAGGAUUUGGCCUCAAAAACCAAGACACAAACAAACAAGCGCAAAAAGGUAUCACUCGUCAAAGAGAAAAAAGCAGCGCAGACAUUAAGUGCCAUCCUCCUUGCCUUCAUCAUCACCUGGACUCCAUACAACAUUAUGGUCCUUGUAAAUACGUUUUGUGAUGACUGUAUCCCUGUGGGACUAUGGGCUCUGGGAUACUGGCUGUGCUAUGUAAAUAGUACAGUGAACCCUAUGUGCUAUGCACUGUGUAACAAAAACUUCCGCAUCACUUUCAAAAUGAUCCUGCUGUGCCAGUGGGACAGACAGAAACAGAAUAAGCCUCACCUUCAACAGAAGCCAGCAGUAGUGGCCUACAGGAAGAAGUAACUAAUGUAGAGAUAAGAUUUCAGAGCGUAGACUGUUAUGAACUCCUGGGUCAACCUUUCAUUGUUGCCAGUGUUUAGAUUUGCAACACUAAAGCUUACAGACCAUUUGCAAGGGUACACAGUUAAAAAAAGGGUUCUCAAUGUUUCUUUGGAUAGGUAGGGUUCUUUACUUCCUCAAGAGGUUGUACACAAAACCCAACAUUAAGAAGGACAACCCCAACCUGUUGUGUGGUUCAACAUAGAACCUUUAAGGGUUCCUUCCCUCAGAGGGACAAGUCAAUGAACCCUUAAAGGUUCUAGAUUUCCCCCAUCCCCCUGUGUGUAAUGCCUUUGGUGUUUGUUGAAAGGGCUGUUGAGUUGUAAUCGUACACGAGGAUUUCUUCCUUACAGUUCUAGUAGUUAUAGUGCUAGAAUUAUCAAGCGGUUCUGUAGGACCCAGUGCUGAAUGGGAUCGGCGAUUAAGGGUGCACCCUAGAGGAUAAGCUUUUUGGGAUACUAGAUCGAAUCUUUUUUUGUAGAAUGAAUGUGAUUGAUUAGUGCCUCUAUUCAGACUAUCUGUUGAAGGUCUUGUGUUGAACCUCCUAUUGUACCAGUCAAGUGAGAGGUGAGUCAACAUGGCUUUUUUAUUUUUAUCCUGAAAGCAAGUAAACUUUUCUGCGUUGUAUACUGGUGUUUUGUUUCUGAUAUAUUUGGCCAUUGUCUGUAGUGAUUAUCACUGAUGCACACUCUUAGAAAAAAAGGUUUUUUGGAUACUUAAAGGGUUCUUCGCUUCUGGAAGGGGCACCUUUUAGAACCGCCUUUUUUGGGGCGUUUUGGGUUAUUGGGAGGAGGUUGGUGUUUUGGGUGGAACCUUUUAUGGUUCCUCAGUAGGACAAACCAAAUAAUUCUCAAAGGUUUGAGGUUUAACCUUUAUUUCUAAGUGUGUACGUGGUAGAGUGUAUUGGUCUCUGUUGUGUUUUAUCGAAGAUGCAGUGUUUUUCACACAGGCAUUGUUGUAUGAAGCUGCUUAUAUAUGAAUUGUAUGAGGUGGUAUUUAUCAGAUUUUAGACAAGUGCUUCUGUUGAUGUCCUCAUUAUGCAGCCUGCUGUUCAUUCUGUACAAAUCAUUUUUCUAUUUUUCGAACAUUUAUUCCAAUAAGGAGUCAUUUAAAGGUGUGGGGAGCAUGUUUUGCAAUAAAGACAAAAUUAAGUGUUUUCUUGCUAGAAAAAAAAUGAAGGUAAAUUUAAAUUUUAUAUUAUAAAUUAUAUUGUAAAGUUUUAAGGGUUUUUUUUGUUUUGUUUUUAGAAGGAUCUGAAACUUUCUGGGGCUGUAUUCCCAAAGAUUCUUAAGACUGAAAGUCCACACUGGGUGAUUUAAGACAAAAAUGAAUCCUGUUUUUUUUUUUUUAGCCUUCUCAUGUUUUUCUGUCAGUGAAUCUGUCACAAAUCAAUUUAACUCUUAAAACAGGACCUAGGAGUAGUCCAGAGGCCACAUACGACUGAAUCACGGACCACUCUAACAUCGCUGACGGUGAAUAACUGCAUGGUCAUGGGGUUUAUAUAUCACAUGACAAACAGGUUUUAAAAAUGUAUCAUGUGGAAUGUGGGAGUGUUUCAGUGAGACUGGAGUUGUGAGGAGUUGUGAAGACAGCCAAACACUUAUUGCACUGCCAGAGAUCAAAGUUUCUACACUAAUUCUCUGCUACUUGGUGAAAUCAAAUCGCAGUUGUACAGUGAAGAUAAACUCACAGCUCAGUGUUUGCUACUGAUGACAUCAUUUCUCAUAACUCAAUACCUACAGUGAUUGGCUGAUGUAGAGGUCUUUGUAAAGGUAAAAUGGAAACCGAGUGCACAAGGCAUUUUGCAAUUUGAUAAGAAAUUGUUUGCAAUUUAAUACCACAUGGAAAUAAACAUAAAAAUUCUCAUAUGUGGUUCAGAUGUUUACAAAUUGCUGAGCCAUGUGUACACUACAGCUGGAUGGAUGGAUGGACGGACAAACGGACGGACGGGCAGAUGGACGGACGUAUGGAUGGCUGGAUGGACGGACAGAUGGACAAACAGAUGGAUUAAUGGAUGGAUGGAUGAAUGGAUAGAUGGAUGGACAGACAGACAGAUGGAUGGAUGGAUGGAUGGAUGGAUGGACAUAUAGACAGAUUGAAGGAUAGAUGGAUUAUGAUACAUUUGGAGUGUAACAUUGAUGCUCUAAUUAAUUGAAUAUAAAAAAUCUGCCAAACAAUUUAUGUGAGCAUUUAUGUACUCUCAUCUAUUAUCAUGUAUUAUCAUCCAUCCAUCCAUCCAUCUUCUGUAUUGAUUAUCCUACACAGGGUUGUGGGGAGUCAUGGGACUCUGGGCACAAGACAGGAGACACCCUAGACAGAGAGCCAACCCAAUGCAGGGCACAAUCACACACACUCAUUCACACACUACAGACCACAAUCAGUCUAUCAUGCAUUUUUUUGGAAUGAGAGAGGAAAUCGGAGGAAACCCCCGAAGCACAGGGAGAACUUUCAAACUCCAUGCACACAGAGCAGAGGGAUUCGAACCCCCAACCACUGAGGGAGGUGUCAGUCGAACAUGCUAAACACUAAGCUAAUAUUAUUAGUUAUUGUUAUUAUUAUUCAUAUUCAAUUGAAUUCGUUUAAGAGUGUAUUAGAAAGACUCCACUCCAGUCACUGUAGAUAUUCAUUCAUGAGCCCUGAUGUCAUCUCUUCUAAUAAGAUUACUCAUGUAUUUUUAAAUCUGCUAAAGUCUUUAUGUAUCCCUGCAUCUCACCCCGAGGGUUCACGCCACUGGGUCAGGACGCACCUCGAACCCCACCAGGAGAAAGUGAAGGUGAACGAACAAAGGAGAUUCCACUCAGCAGUUUUGUAAAUAGAUUUUAAAGAAUUAGUGCCGUUUGAAAGGACUCUUUCUUUAGGUGUGAAAUAAUAUGAUUUGUGAAUACGACCCCAUUAAACCAAUAUGAUGAUCAAUGCUGCCCUCUAGUGGUUGUAUUCAAGAAGGAAAAAAACAACACCUCUGUGGAUAAAGCAUUCAAGGAUCAGUCUAAAGAUUUAAUCGCACAAUUCUAGUCAAACUAUUUCUCUCUUUUUUUUUGCGUGCAUCUAAAAGACACACCUUUUCUAAAUAAUAAAGUCAUAGGCACAGUAGACAGGUUCUCUUCUGUAUACAAAUAUUGCUAUAAAUUGUUAUUAUUAUUAAUAAAAUUGAGUAUUAUAUUUUACAUAAUCUAUUAUAAUUAUUUGACUUUAAGCAUUGGGUGAAAGUUCUAAUUUAAAGCCAUCACCCCUUUAAAAAUAAACAAUUCUUUAAUUCUUGCCAAUGUUUUUUUUUCUCCCUUUUUUUGUGUUACUAUAAAACUAAACAAACUUGACUACAAAUGUAUCUAUAAUGUCCUGUUGUAUGAUAUUUUUUGGAUGAUAUUUAUGUACAGUUCUGUACAUUACAAGACACAAUUACUGAAGAAAAAAGCUAUUUUUAUUGUAUUUAAACUGUUUUAAUGUGGAGAAAAAAAAACUCUGUAAUGUUUCUUUAAGCAGACUAGAAACUAGAUUCUUUUUCAAUUCAAUAUUAUUUGUUAUGAUACGUUCGUUUUUAUCAGUAUCAUGCUUUCCUCUUAUUUAAUGACUGUACGAUGUUUGUGUGCAAAUAAAUUCUGUUGCCUGGUUAGAUUUCUUUUGGGGCAGUGGUUAAGGUUCUGAAUACAUUAUGGUCAAAACGAAUCUCUGUCUCGGGAGACUUUUAUACAAAACUAGGAGUGUGUAAGAACAGGGAUGUUUGGUGCUUUUGUACAAAAUUGCAUUCCAACUAUAUUCAGACGUAUGCGAGAAGAUUUAAGAUUUGAAAUCUUUUAUACGGUCGAGUGCAAAAGUUUGCAUCCCCUUUGGACUCAAUUGGUUUCAAUUGUGUUUUGUUUCCUUCAUCAGCACAAUAAGCAGUGUAAACAUUUAAUGCAGUGUACACCGAUCAGGCAUAACAUUAUGAUCAGUGAGAGGUGAAGUGAAUAAGACUGCUGAUCUCCUCAUCAUGUUAGUGGGUGGGAUAUAUUAGGCAGCAAGUCAACAUUUUGUCCUCAAAGUUGAUGUGAUAGAAGCAGGAAAAAUGGACAAGCGUAAACAUUUAUAUAUAUUAGGCUGGUGGUCAUAUUGUUGUGCCUGAUCAGCGUAUGUUCAUGUAUUAAUAGAAAAAAAAAGUUUGCGUCUCCCUGUUUUGAAUGCGUUCUAAAUAUUCUCUGAAAACCGCAUGUCAUGAUCACGAGGCCUGUCAGGAUUAUGUCUGAUGAUUUACACAUUAUUAAUAAUCUGAUUUCAUUGUUUUUUUAAUGUUGAAUUUAUGCUAUAUUUUAUAAUGUAGGCAAGCUGUAUAUAUAGAUAUAUAGUAGAGCACACACACACACACACACACAGCUGUUUAUCAACCCCAGGCAUGUAAUGAAUUUAUUUUUGGUGUUCUUUUUUUUUAAAAAAAAAGGGAACACAAAUGGAAAUACAAAUUAUAUACAGAAAUUCUUAAAUUGGGUUUUUAAAUGAAACAAAUAUACAAUUUAAGACAAAAAAAGAGAUUUAAUUUCGUAUUUCUAAUUUAAAUCUAACAAAAUUAAUAAAGACUAAAGCAACAUCUGGAACAGGCUUUCCUUUACUUAUUGAAGGGUUUUUUUUACCCCCAAAUAAUGAAGUUUAAUAUAAAGUGUAUCUUCAUACACACACACACACACACACACACACACAUAUAUAUAUAUAUAUAUACAUACACUCUAUUGAUCCCAUUUAUAUGAAAAGUAAAUCCUGAAAAUUAGCUAUUAUUAUUAUGGGAUAUUCCUCCAUAAUUGAGACAGGUCUAAUUUCUUAUUACAGUAUAACUGAAUCAUUUUGAACUUUUAGAGAAUUGAAUUCUGAUUUGUAAAGUAGAACUAUAUUUUUUUCCUUCACACAUAUUUUCAGUUCAAUUCAGUUCAAUUGUAUCGCGCUUUAUUGUCUCAAAGCAGCUUUACAGAACAUAAAACAUUAUGAAGUUACCAUUUAUCUCUAACAUUUUAUCCCUAAUGAGAAGCCUGAGGUGCUGGUGGCGAGGAAAAUCUCCCUGAGAUGAUAUGAGGAAGAAACCUUGAGAGGAACCAGGCUCAGAAGGGAACCUCAUCCUCAUUUGGGUGACACUGGACACUGAAUAAUAUAAGUGUAAAUAAUGUCCUUUCUUCAGCAGUUUAUUGUCCAUUGGAUGAAUGGAUUGAUUUAAAAGGCAGCGAUUGAGAUGAAUUCUGGACAACAACCCUAAAUCAUAAAUCAAGUAUUAGCAUUUGUUAUAAAAUUGAUUUUUAUUGAGUAAUUGAUUAUUUUUAUAGAACUAGGCUAGCAAUAUGAUCUGCUCAUAAACCUGGUCAUUUCUGUGUCAUUACUUUUUUUGCAAAUAACCGUAGGCUUUCUCCUGAUUCUGAACAAUAUCUACAUACUGUAUCUAUCGCAGGCUGUUAGACCAGAGCAACAGUUCAGAGUGUGAAAGCCUGAGGUUUCUUGUUAAACCAUGGGGGUGUGCAGACUUUUGCACUUGGAUGUAGGUCUCUAAAAAACUGAUAAGCAGAGUUAAUACAGAUGUUUGGUUAAACCCACUAGUAAGAAUGGAUCAAUAAACCUUUUCGCUCUGAUCUCAAAAUAUAAAUGUGUUUUUUAUGCCACUACAUGGUUUAAAAUUUUGACUUUUACACAAUAUGUUGUAAAUUUAUACAUGACUGGAAAAAAAGGAACCUUUACACACUUAAUGCUCCGAGUUAUUCACAAGUUAUCAGUUUAAUAAUAUGAACUUUUUAUGACAUCCCCUCAUAUAUGUAUUAUGUAUUUUAUCAAACCAUAAAUUCAGAGUUUCUUCUGUUGCUGACCUGCUGCUUGUCCACCUAAAGCCUUUUUUUCCCCCCUGUCUUUUAUUUUUGAUUAAAGAUCAUUUAUGAUGUGCAUGACAGCUUUUGUAACCAGACUAUUCUUCAAUGGCUAUUUUCACUUUUUCUGUCUUACUUGAAGAAGCUUUCCUUUCAUAUUCAAGAGCGGUGUUCUGUACACACCUCUCACAUCCGUGGGGACGUGAUCUCAAACUGUGAAGUGUGUUUUAAUGUUGUAACACAGCCUUUGUGCUUAUCUACAGAGAUUUAGACACACAAUGGCAGUUGAUUUGUAUGAAUGUUUCUUAUUGUAUCGUUGUUAUGGUUCAUUUUCUCAUUAAAUAUU